Molecule: messenger RNA, 1558 nt
Organism: Gekko japonicus
Lineage: Eukaryota; Metazoa; Chordata; Lepidosauria; Squamata; Gekkonidae
Product: THO complex subunit 5 homolog
Exons: 12
Coding region: 73-1341 (422 amino acids)
Biological process (GO): positive regulation of DNA-templated transcription, elongation; mRNA export from nucleus
Cellular component (GO): THO complex part of transcription export complex
Molecular function (GO): mRNA binding
Source: RefSeq, a predicted model, not a curated record
CUCUGACAACAUCGGGCUGGAUAGGUCCCAGUCUUGAUUUUUAUAAAGGCGCUCAUUUCUUCACAUUGCUAAAUGUCACAGAGUUGGCGGGACUCUAGCGACCAGGGACUUGUGCUUAAUGGUACCAUUUCUUCCACAGAUAAGAAGCUGGCUGUUGCUAUAGAAGGAAAUGUGGAGGAAGCCAAAGCUCUCUGCAAACCCCCAGAGGACUCCCAAGAUGAUGAGAGUGAUUCAGAUGCUGAGGAGGAGCAGAAUACGAAACGUCGUCGCCCAACGCUAGGGGUGCAGCUGGACGACAAGCGCAAGGAGAUGCUCAAGAGGCACCCUCUGUCAGUCACCAUUGACCUGAAAUGCAAAGAUGGCAGUGUGCUCCUCUUGACCUUCUACUAUUUGAUGAACCUCAACGUCAUGACGGUUAAGGCAAAGGUGACUGCAGCUACCGAGAUGACCAUGCCAAUCAGUGCCGGAGACCUGCUGUCCCCUGAUUCCCUUUUGAGCUGCUUGUAUCCCGGAGAUCAUGGGAAGCGAACUCCCAAUCCUGCCAACCAGUUCCAGUUUGAUAAAGUUGGUAUCCUGACCCUCAGCGACUAUGUCACGGAGCUGGGCCACCCUUACGUGUGGGUGCAGAAGCUGGGGGGGCUGCACUUCCCCAAGGAUCAGCCCCAGCCCGUGGUAGCAGACAGCUCUCUGAGCGCCAGCCACAUGGAGAGGACCAUGAAGUUGCUCAAGAUGAGGCUGGAGUCCCGCCUGGCUCUGCACAAGCAAUUUGCUUCCCUUGAGCACGGAAUCCUGCCAGUCUCCAGUGAAUGCCAACACCUCUUUCCUGCAAAGAUCGUGUCACGUUUGGUGAAGUGGACUGCGCUCACAUAUGAGGAUUACCUGGAGCUGCCCUACACCAAAGAUGUUGUGGAGGCUGGUUUGGCUGAGGAUACUCACCUGUAUUACAUGGCACUGAUCGAAAGAGGAACAGCCAAACUCCAAGCUGCUGUGGUGCUGAACCCGGGGUACUCUUCCGUGCCACCUGUCUUCAGCCUGUGCCUGAACUGGAAGGGAGAAAAGACCAGCAGCAAUGAUGACAACAUCCGGUCCAUGGAGAGUGAGGUCAGUGUCUAUUACAAAGAGCUGUGCGGCCCCAAGCCAGGCUACCAGCUGUUGACCAACCAGCUGCAGCGCUUGUGCGUCGUCUUGGAUGUUUACCUAGAGACGGAGACCCAUGACAACAGCGUGGAGGGGCCCAAGGAGUUUCCACAGGAGAAGAUGUGUCUGCGUCUAGUCAGGGGACCCAGCCGGAUGAAGCCUUUCAGGUUCAACUAUCCUCAGGGGUUCUUCAGCCAUCGUUGACCCUUGGCGCUGGGAUCCUCCUCCUCUGGACAGCUGCCUCCCAGGAGAGUGUCUCUUGGCUGGAAUUUUUCACUGAUGGAGGUCCAGCUUCCUCUUUCCCAGGCCACACCAGAGAUUCCUGCUCACCUGCCGCUCUGGCUCAACCAUUCCACUUUUGGUUCUCUGUAGUGUGUGUAUGCGUGUGGGUAUCUUUUAAGUAUUAAAGAUGACAGUUAGA